Messenger RNA from Medioppia subpectinata, 575 nucleotides. Lineage: Eukaryota; Metazoa; Arthropoda; Arachnida; Sarcoptiformes; Oppiidae. The record is from the annotation of a GenBank genome assembly.
UUGCUGUCAUUGGCAUUGAUUUUGAGUCAAUUUUUGACAUUAAUUAGCAUUUAAUUGUCAUUUUGUGACCACUUUUUACACUUAUAUUGAAUUUAAUUAUCAAUUGAUUUAUAACUCGUUUGUAAUUAUUAUAUAAAAUGACAUCAAAUCGUGGUUUGAGUGAAAGCAUUGAGACUGAGUUGGAAGUGAUUGAAGCCAUUUAUUUAGAGGACAUUACCGUUGAAGUGAACCAAUCGGCCGAUCGUUUGGCCACUAUUUGUGUCAACGUAUGCCCGAAGACGGGCCACAAUACUGACCACCAGUUGGUUCGGCUCACUCUUGUGAUUGGCAUUCAUCAAAAUUAUCCCAACAAAUGGCCGGACAUUGAGUUCAAGAACAUAAGGGGUUUAACCGAUGAUAAGAUAGAGAUAAUAAAGUCAUCGAUUGAUUCGGUCUGUGAGGAGAAGGCAACGGAACCAAUGCUUUACGACAUUAUCGAGAAGGCGAUGGAUGUGUUGACAACACUAAACGAUCCAAUGGGCAAUCGGUGUGCCAUAUGUUUGUACGACUUCACCACCAAUGAUGAGAUAAUGCGA